Molecule: messenger RNA, 8397 nt
Organism: Rubroshorea leprosula
Lineage: Eukaryota; Viridiplantae; Streptophyta; Magnoliopsida; Malvales; Dipterocarpaceae
Source: the annotation of a GenBank genome assembly
GCUUGGAUUCUAAGCCGGAUUGUGGGAGCAUCUAUUGGAUUUCGUUUUGGUGGAUGGAAAUGUUUGAAGGACAUUGUGGUAAAGUUCAAAAAGGGUGCUGUUGAAUCUAUAUCAGUUGGUGAAAUUAAACUCAGUUUACGUCAGUCCUUGGUCAAACUUGGGGUUGGCAUUAUUUCUAAGGAUCCAAAGCUGCAGGUGUUAAUAUGUGACUUAGAAGUUGUAAUGAGAUCCUCUAGUAAAAGUCUGCCAAAAGAUAAGUCAAGGAAGCCUCACAGUUCGGGUAGGGGCAGGGGAAAGUGGAUGGUUGUAGCAAAUAUGGCAAGAUUUUUGUCAGUUUCUAUAACAGAUAUGGUUGUGAAGACACCUAAAGCUACUGUUGAAGUUAAGGAACUGAGAGUGGAUAUAUCUAAGGAUGGUGGAUCAAAGCCUAGUCUCUUUUUUAAGUUAAAUAUUUUACCUAUUUUUGUUCACAUCGGUGAACAACAAUUGAGUUGUGACCAGACAUCCAUCCUAAACAGUGGAGGAUGCAUUUCAACUAUUCAGGCUCCAUCUUCCAUGACGGAAAGGCCUUCUGCACCUUUUAGCUGUGAAGAGUUUUCUCUCUCUUGUGAAUUUGGCCAUGAUAGGGAAGCAGGGCUAGCUAUCCAAAAUGUGGACAUUAACUGUGGAGAGAUCUCUCUUUGCCUCAAUGAGGAGCUGCUUUUAAAGAAAAAAAAAUCCUCAGAUGUUUCUUCUCAGACAGAUAAAAUGGGGUCAACUGUCAAUUCUGCAGCUGUUAAUAACCCUCAAAAGAAUCAAGCAGCUGUUUUAGCAUUGUCAAAAUAUACUUCUUUGUUCCCAGAAAAGAUUUGCUUCAACUUACCAAAGCUCAAUUUGGAGUUUACGCAUCGUGAACUUGAUAUUGUUGUUGAGAGUAAUAUCAUGGGCAUUCAAUUGAAAACCAUCAAGUCACGAUCAAGUGAAGAUGGUGGGGAGAGCACACGCCUUGAUGUUCAGUUGGAUUUCAGUGAGAUACAUUUCCUCAGAGAAGCUGGCACUUCUAUCAUAGAGAUACUGAAAGUUGAUGUCUUUUCUUUUGUGUACAUUCCAACACAGCCAAUCUCACCUAUUAGAGCUGAAAUUGAUGUUAAGCUCGGGGGCACCCAAUGCAACAUUAUUAUUAGCAGAUUAGAGCCAUGGUUGUGCAUGCAAUCGUCAAAAAAGAAGAGCAUGGUGCUUCAAGAAGAAGCUUCUACAAUCGAAAAGCCAAAGUCUUCUGAAUCUAAAGCCUUCAUGUGGACAUGUAAUGUCUCAGCUCCUGAGAUGACAAUCAUGCUUUACAGUAUCAAUGGUUUGCCUCUGUAUCAUGGUUGCUCACAAUCAUCACAUGUUUAUGCCAACAACAUUUCAAGUGCAGGAACCACAGUACAUAUGGAACUUGGUGAACUAAAUUUGUACAUGGCAGAUGAAUAUCAAGAAUGCCCAAAAGAAAGCCUUUUCAGAGUGGAAUCAAAUUCGGGUUCCUUAUUGCAUGUAGCUAAGGUUAGUCUUGACUGGGGCAAAAAGGACAUGGAUUCGUCUGAUGACGCUAUUAAUAAAUGUAAAUUAGCACUCUCUGUUGAUGUGACUGGAAUGGGGAUUUACUUUACUUUUAAACGUGUUGAAUCACUGAUAGUAACAGCUAUGUCCUUUCAAGCACUGUUGAAACCUUUGUCUGCCAGCAAAAAAUCAACACAGAACCGGGCAGGGCAUGCCUCAAAAUCGUCAGGGAAGGGGACUCGGCUCUUAAAAUUUAAUCUUGAACGAUGUUCCAUCAACUUUUGUGGUGACACUUGCUUGGAAAACACAGUUGUUGCAGAUCCUAAGCGUGUAAACUAUGGGUCUCAAGGUGGUCGAGUUAUUAUUAGUGUCUCAGCUGAUGGUACGCCGCGUUAUGCAAACAUAAUGUCCACUGUUUCUGAUGAAUGUAAAAGGUUGAAAUACUUGGUUUCUCUUGACAUCUUUCACUUUAGUUUGUGUGUGAACAAAGAGAAACAGUCCACACAGCUGGAACUUGAAAGAGCCAGAUCUAUCUAUCAAGAAUAUCUAGAGGAAGAUAGGCCUUGUAAAAAGGUGGCAUUGUUUGACAUUCAGAAUGCAAAGUUUGUACAACGCUCUGGUGGUCAUAAGGAGAUAGCUGUCUGCUCUCUUUUCAGUGCUACCAAUAUCACUGUCAGAUGGGAGCCUGAUGUGCAUCUAUCUUUGUUUGAACUUGGUCUGCGACUGAAAUUACUUGUUCAUAAUCUGAAGCUUGAGGGACUUGGUAAGAAACAGAUGGAUGAACUCUCCUGCAUACAAGAAGAACCAAAGAAAGAAUCUACUAUGUUAGAAUCUGGUAAUUUUGAAAAACACAAGAAAAAGGAAUCCAUAUUUGCUGUAGAUGUGGAGAUGCUGACUAUUUCUGCUGAGGUUGGAGAUGGAGUUGAGGCAAUGGUUCAGGUUCAAUCAAUUUUCUCUGAGAAUGCUCGUAUUGGGGUGCUUCUUGAAGGAUUGAUGCUUAGUUUUUGUGGAGCACAGAUAUUCAAAAGCAGCCGUAUGCAAAUUUCCCGCAUUCCUAGCACGUCUAGCAGCUCAUCUGAUGCAAAAGGAGCAGCAGGCACAAUAUGGGAUUGGCGGGUUCAAGCACUUGAUGUUCAUAUCUGUAUGCCGUAUAGGCUGCAGCUGCGUGCCAUUGAUGAUGCUAUUGAGGAGAUGUUGCGAGCUUUGAAGCUUGUAACUGCUGCUCAGGCUAAACUUAUAUUUCCCAUGAAGAAAGAGAGCUCUAAAAUGAAAAAGCCUAAUUCAAUGAAAUUUGGACGAGUGAGGUUUUGUAUACGCAAGUUGACUGCUGAUAUUGAGGAAGAACCAAUGCAGGGUUGGCUUGAUGAACAUUAUCAGCUGAUGAAGAAUGAGGCAUGUGAGUUAGCUGUCAGACUAAAACUUCUUGAUGGUUUUUUUUCAGCCAACCAAUGUCCUAAAAUAGAUGAAGCAAUUGAUUCCACUUGUGAAAGAAAGGUUCUCUAUGAUGGCAUUGAUAUGGAUGUUCAAGAUCCUUCAGCUAUUCAGAAAUUGAAAGAAGAUAUUUAUAGACAGUCUUUUCGGUCAUAUUACCAGGCAUGCCAAAAAUUGGUAGAAUCAGAAGGUUCAGGUGCUUGUAGAGAAGGAUUUCAGGCUGGUUUCAAGCCAAGUACAGCAAGAACUUCACUUCUCUCUGUUUCUGCUACAGAUUUUGAUCUGACCUUGACAAGGAUUGAUGGUGGAGAAGAUGGGAUGAUAGAGGUUGUAAAGAAGCUUGAUCCUGUUGCUCGUAACAAUGAUAUACCAUUUUCUCGUUUAUAUGGGAGCAAUAUUCUUUUGAAUACUGGCACUCUGGCUGUUUUAUUAAGAAAUUACACAUUUCCCCUUUUCUCUGCAACUUGUGGUAAAUGUGAAGGCCGUGUUGUGCUAGCACAGCAGGCAACAUCUUUUCAGCCCCAGGUUUAUCAAGAUGUCUACAUUGGGAAAUGGAGAAAGGUGCAAAUGCUUCGUUCAGCUAGUGGUACCACACCACCAAUGAAAACAUAUACAGAUUUGCCCAUCCAUUUUCAAAAGGCAGAAGUGUCUUAUGGUGUAGGAUAUGAACCAGUUUUUGCUGAUAUAAGCUAUGCUUUUACUGUGGCUCUUCGUAGGGCUCACUUAAGCCGUAGGGGUCCUGAGGUUCCACAGCCACCAAAAAAGGAAAAGAGCUUACCUUGGUGGGAUGAAAUGAGAAAUUACAUCCAUGGGAAUAUCACCUUAUUCUUUUCUGAAGCUAAAUGGUACAUUCUUGCAACCACUGAUCCUUAUGAGAAGGUCAACAAACUUCAAGUAACAUCUGCUUCUAUGGAAAUUCAGCAGUCUGAUGGUCGUGUUUAUCUCUCUGCAAAGGAUUUUAAGAUUUACUUGAGCAGUUUGGAGAGUUUGAUAAAUAAUUCUAGCUUAAAACUUCCUGCUGGUCUCUGUGGUGCUUUCCUUGAAGCUCCAGUCUUUACUGUUGAGGUUUUGAUGGAGUGGGACUGUGAGUCUGGCAAUCCAAUGAAUCAUUAUUUGUUUUCACUUCCUGUUGAAGGAAAGCCACGUGAAAAAGUAUAUGAUCCCUUUAGAUCUACUUCUCUUUCCCUUCAAUGGAACUUCUCUCUUAGACCCUUGCCUCUAGUAUCUGAGAAACAAUCACCACCCACUUCAGUGGCAGAUUGCACUGUUCUGGAAGGUGCCAACUUUGGUUCACAAAGGUAUGACAAUAUGUCAAAUGCUUUACCUACUGUGAACCUUGGUGCUCAUGAUAUGGCCUGGAUAAUCAAGUUCUGGAGUUUGAAUUUUCUUCCUCCCCACAAAUUGCGUACUUUCUCUAGAUGGCCUCGUUUUGGGGUUCCAAGAAUUCCUAGAUCAGGAAACUUGUCAUUGGACAGGGUGAUGACAGAAUUUAUGCUCCGGUUUGAUGUUACUCCUACUUGUAUAAAGCAUAUGCCAUUAGAUGAUGAUGAUCCAGCAAAAGGACUGACAUUUACCAUGACAAAGCUGAAAUAUGAAAGGUAUUUGAGUAGAGGCAAGCAAAAGUAUACUUUUGAGUGCUUACGUGGUCCUCUUGAUCUUGUAUAUCAGGGUAUUGACCUUCACAUGCCUAAGGCAUUCUUAAACAAAGAGGAUUGCAGUUCUGUUGCAAAAUUAGUACAAAUGGCGAGGAAAAGUUCACAGGCUGCACCUAUUGAAAGAGUUUCUAGUGGAAAGUCUAAUUCUGUGGGUGGUUGCACAGAAAAGCAUCGUGAUGAUGGAUUUCUGUUGUCAUCUGAUUAUUUUACAAUCAGGAGGCAGGCCCCAAAGGCUGACCCUGCAAGGUUGUUGGCAUGGCAAGAGGCUGGAAGAAAAAAUAUUGAAAUGACAUAUGUCAGAUCUGAAUUUGAGAAUGGGAGUGACAGUGAUGAGCAUCCAAUAUCAGAUCUAGAUGAUGAUGAAGGAUACAAUGUGUUAAUAGCUGACAAUUGCCAACGUGUUUUUGUUUAUGGUCUUAAACUUCUAUGGACUAUAGAGAAUAGAGAUGCUGUUUGGUCUUGGGUUGGUGGAUUAUCCAAAGCAUUUGAACCCUCAAAGCCCUCUCCUUCUCGGCAGUAUAUGCAGAGGAAGUUACAUGAGGAAAAACAGCAACAUAAUGAGUCUGAAAUGCCUCAAGAGGAUACUUCUAAGUCCACUUCUAUCAGUGAAGGUAUGCUGUCCUCUUCUCAAAAUGUAGAAACAUCAGGAUCUCAUUCAUCACCAUCACAUUCAGUUAAAAAGGAGAACUCAUCAAUUGCUGUAGUAGCACCAUCAACAAAUGAAAAUGUCAAUGAUUCUGAAGAGGAAGGGACUCGUCAUUUUAUGGUGAACGUCAUGCAGCCUCAAUUCAAUCUUCAUUCUGAAGAAGCCAAUGGAAGAUUUUUGCUUGCUGCUGGGAGUGGUCGUGUUUUAGCCCGGUCAUUUCACUCAGUCCUUCAAGUUGGCUCUGAGAUGAUUGAGCAAGCACUUGGUACUGGAACUGCCCAAAUUCCUGAGACUGCACCUGAAAUGACAUGGAAGCGGAUGGAAUUAUCUGUAAUGUUGGAGCAUGUGCAGGCUCAUGUUGCACCAACUGAUGUUGAUCCUGGGGCUGGACUGCAGUGGCUUCCAAAAAUUCGUAAAAGCUCUCCAAAAGUCAAGCGUACUGGUGCUCUUCUUGAAAGAGUAUUUAUGCCUUGUGAUAUGUACUUCCGAUACACAAGACACAAAGGUGGGACUCCAGACCUGAAGGUGAAGCCCCUGAAGGAGCUAACCUUCAACUCGCACAAUAUAACAGCAUCAAUGACAUCUCGUCAGUUUCAAGUUAUGCUGGAUGUAUUGACCAAUCUCCUCUUUGCACGGCUUCCCAAGCCUCGGAAAAGUAGUUUAUCAUUUCCUGGCGAAGAUGAUGAGGACAUAGGAGAAGAGGCAGAUGAGGUGGUUCCUGAUGGUGUUGAGGAGGUUGAACUUGCAAAAAUUGCCCUUGAACAGAAAGAGCAGGAGCGUAAGUUGCUACAUAGAGACAUUAAGAAAUUGUCUGUCCAUUGUGAUUCUUCUUCAGACUUUAGUCCAGAAAAGGAGGCUGACUUGUGGAUGAUAACUUGUGGGAAAUCUUUAUUGGUGCAAGGACUGAAGAAAGAGCUUAUCAAUGCUCAAAAAGCUAGAAAGGAAGCAUCUGCAUCUUUACGGGUAGCUCUGCAGAAAGCUGCUCAUCUACGGCUGAUGGAGAAGGAAAAGAACAAAAGUCCAUCCUAUGCCAUGCGUAUUUCUGUGCAAAUUAACAAAGUUGUGUGGAGCAUGCUUCAAGAUGGUAAACCAUUUGCUGAGACAGAGAUAAAUGAUAUGAUUUAUGAUUUCGACCGCGAUUACAAAGAUGUUGGUGUUGCUCAGUUUACAACAAAGUAUUGUGUUGUGAGAAACUGCAUGCCUAAUGCCAAGUCUGAUACACUUUUGGCACCGUGGAAUCCUCCCCCUGAAUGGGGAAAAAAAGUCAUGCUUCGUGUAGAUGCAAAGCAGGGUGCUCCAAAGGAUGGCAACUCUACUCUUGAGCUUUUCCAGGUAGAGAUAUACCCCCUUAAGAUUCAUUUGACUGAAACAAUGUACAGAAUGAUGUGGGAAUAUUUAUUCCCAGAAGAAGAACAAGAUUCGCUGCGAAGGCAGGAAGUUUGGAAGGUUUCCACAACUGUUGGUGCCAGACGUGGUAAGAAAGGCUCAAUUGAUGCUUCUGCACCUACAAAAGAGUUUGAGGCAUCAUCCAAAACUGGUGCAGCUGCUUCAUCCUCUUCCUCAGUUACCAGUCAGCAUGCUAUUGCUGAAUCUGCCCAAGCUUUAAAGUCGCAAAACAUGAUUUCCAGCUCUGGCCCUGAGUUGAGAAGAACAUCUUCAUUUGACAGAACGUGGGAAGAGACUGUUGCAGAAUCUAUAGCUAAUGAACUUGUCCUACAGGUUAAUUCUUCAAACAAAAGUGGGUCACUAAUUGAGCAACAAGAAGAAUCCUCAAAAAAUAAAUUGAAAGAUUCAAAACCUGUCAAGUCUGGUCGGCCAUCUAACGAAGAGAAGAAGCUUGGGAAGUCAAAUGAGGAGAAAAAGUCAGCUAGGCCGAGGAAAAUGGUGGAGUUUCACAAUAUCAAGAUAAGUCAGGUUGAGCUAUCAGUUACCUAUGAAGGAUCUAGAUUUGUUGUGAAUGAUCUUAAGUUGCUGAUGGAUACAUUUCACCAUGUUGGGUUCACUGGUACUUGGAGGAGACUUUUCUCUCGAGUUAAGAAGCAUAUCAUCUGGGGAGUCCUAAAAUCUGUAACUGGAAUGCAGGGUAAGAAAUUCAAAGACAAAGCAAAUACUCAAAAGGAACCUAGUGCAACUGCUGUUCCUGAUAGUGAUCUUAAUUUGAGUGACAAUGAUCAGUCAGGGAAGCCUGAUCCGUAUCCCAUGAUCUUUCUUAAACGUCCAAAUGAUGGGGCAGGCGAUGGGUUUGUCACCUCCAUCAGGGGCCUGUUCAAUACUCAACGGCGCAAGGCAAAGGCAUUUGUGCUGCGAACCAUGAGGGGUGAGGAGAAUGAUUUCACUGGGGAAUGGAGUGAUAGUGAUGCAGAGUUCUCUCCAUUUACUCGGCAGCUUACCAUAACAAAAGCUAGGAAGCUUAUUAGACGGCACACAAAGAAGCUCCGCUCAAGAAAAGGUUCAUCUUCUCAACAGAUUGAUUCACUUCCAUCUUCUCCAAUGGUAAUGGAGGGCACUCCAUUUGAAAGUGAUUCAUCUAGUGGAUCCUCACCUUAUGAGGAUUUUCAUGAAUAAAACCUGAGUUAUCAGAAUAACAUUAUUUGAAGGCCUCCAGCAGAGCACAAUGUAUGGGAUAUAUACAGGCAAGGCACCCUGCAAUUGGAAGACUGCUGCCUUUCUGGGAAGAUAGACUGAAGGUGUUGCCAAUCUUCCAUUCUGAAGCUAGUGCCAGACACCGAGGAUGAAGAAGAUGAAGGUACCCUUGCUUUGUGAUUUGGAUAUCAACUUACUGGUUGAUGAUACCUUAAAUUCUGAUUGAUCUUUGACUACCUACCUGAAUUCAAUCAUAUUUGCCCCACGACCACAUUUAUCUAUCUCGGUAGAGUUCUUCAAACGGUCAAUCUGUAAAUUUUGUAGGUAGAGUUAUAUAUAUAUCUGACUCGAAAUAUAAUACAGAGCUAACUGAUUGCCUUAAUUUUGUACAUACAUUCGAACAAUAAUGGAAGAGUCAUGUUAAACCUAAAUAAAUGGAUCGAGUAAUUGUCCAGUGGUAAAUAUCUCACUGAUUGCUCAAGACGGAUGUAAACGAAAUUGGAUGGGAUUGUUUUUGUUGUUUAGUGGUUUCCGUUGUGGAGCAAAUUAACAGCUGUAUGCAAU